Molecule: messenger RNA, 1068 nt
Organism: Penicillium crustosum
Lineage: Eukaryota; Fungi; Ascomycota; Eurotiomycetes; Eurotiales; Aspergillaceae
Exons: 2
Coding region: 1-1068 (355 amino acids)
Cellular component (GO): membrane
Source: RefSeq, a predicted model, not a curated record
AUGACCUCAAAUAACUCGGAUGCAGAGGUGAAUCUCUACUUGUACAAUCCAAGUCAUAUACUGCCAGCUGUCUUUGCCGCCUUGGUUGGCACGUCUCUAUUUCUGCAUAUUUACCAAAACUACCGCUAUCGAUUCUGGCGUGUGACCUUCUUCAUCUGCUGGGGUGGAACCCUAUUCACCGCGGGCUGGAUUCUUCGCUGCAUAUCGAGUUACCAUCCAGCAAACUUAAACCUCUACAUCGCAUCAACAGUCUUCAUCUAUGUCGGCCCACCAGUUUACUCAGCCGCCGCAUAUAACCUCGUCGGACGCCUCAUGAACUACUUGCCAAUGCACGCGGUCCUCAACCCCAACCGUGUCCUCAUCUUCUUCGUCUAUGUCGGCGCAGCCGUAGAAGCAAUUACAGUGGCUGGAGCAGCGAAGAAUGCCUCAGCUGGCCCUGACCUAGAUAAGUAUAAGGCCGGUGGGACUCUCGUCGCUGCGGGACUUGUUCUCCAAGCAGUGGUUGAAUGUGUUGUGAUCGGGGUCGUUGCAACCGUCCACGCCCGCUGCUCUCGAGCUCGGAUGCUGUCGCCAAAUGUCCGUAUGAUCUGCAUUACACUUUACGGGACAUCGACUCUUGUCUUGCUGCGAUGUAUCUUCCGUGCUGUCGAAGCAUUCGAGAUGUUUGGUAAUCUCGGCUGUCGGGAGAACUGCGGGCCUAUUCUCAGCAAUGAAUGGUAUCUAUAUGCAUUUGAGCUGGGCCCGAUGCUUCUGUUCACUUGGUGGAUUAACUUGAUGCAUCCUGGCCGGCAUUUACCUCGCCAGAAGCUACGCUAUCUGUGUCCUGAUGGUCGCACGGAGCGAAUGGGUCCCGGCUGGAUUGACCGCCGCUCUCAGUGGGAGACUUUUGCAGACCCGUUGGAUUUGAAGGGGAUGUUGAAAGGUGCGCCUUCCCAUGAGAAGUAUUGGCUCCGACAGGAUGAAUGGCCUGUGUGCAAGGAUGGUAGCUUUGCCAUGGGGACUGCUACCAACACGCGGGCUGCAAAUAGGGAUGAAAAUGACCUAGCUCCAUUUGGUCCUCAGGUUUGA